CAAACAGCGUGUGAGAGAGCUAACCGGACCCGGAGAGUUAAGAUGUAUAGUGUAAUAUAGGAGAAAGCAUCUUCAGUGAACAAUGCCGUCUCAUCGGUUUAACGUGGUUUGGCAAGAACAAUGCGUUAGUUAAGGAGGGAAAUGUGUAGCGGCUCUACUAGUAAAGUAUGAGGCGUUAAUACUAGCUAGUGUUAGCAUAGCUCGAAGGAAGCGGUUUGUUGACCUUGUUAGGAGUGUAACGUUAGUCCUAAUAUUAAUCAUUUUGUAUAAAAUCCUGCACAUAUGAACAGCUUUCGUAUCCAAUAAUGUUAAGAGGAAUCCUCCAGAUAAAUAACGCCACGAGAUAAUCGCCAUUCCUUUCUGUUGUCUCCAAACUUAUCUAAAUUUGGCUUUAGUGAGAAGCCAUUUGCGCCACACAGGGUCAAUGCGGAAACAAGCCAGGGUAUUCAAGCGUUUUAUUUAAAUCCCUUUCCAUUUUAGUGUCAGAUAUAUCCGCCAACCAUGUCUUUGUGGAUGACAGAAGAGGCCGUGAGAUGGGGCAUGCGCGUUUGCAGCCGCAGCUUUCCAUGGCAACAGCGUGGUUUCCUGGGGACCACAUCGGUCCAGGACUCAUCUUCUCCCAGGCGGCGGUUGUGUCACAUCUGGGCCUCAACGCAGAGCCAGAACAUAUCUUCUAAGAGCGUUGUCAGUCCGGCGAGGUUCUACUCAAAUGGCUUUAGUAGCAGCGAUGAACUGGAAGAGAGCAAGCGCCUCUCUUAUUCACCUGCAAACAGUGACCGCGUGGCCGCAUGGAAGGCGUCCCCUUUGCUGUCGCAGCUGCCCUCGUGCGGCUCCCCGUCGGACGUGCUGGACCUCGCCACUCAGCUCCCGCCGACGUUCCGGGAGGUCAGCAACUGCCUGGACCGCAUGUGGACCACCACGAAGAAGAUGACGGAGGAGCAGCGGCGCCACGAGCUGCGGCUGAUGUUUGAGCACCCGGCCCUCGACGCGUUCCUGCAGAAGGCCAUGAAGUUGGUGGGGGGCAUGCGCAUCAGCGACAUGACCUACUCCCUCCUCAGCAUGAUCGGCCUGGGCGUGCCCGAGAAGAGCCGCGUGAUCCAGACUUUUCUUCGAGCUUGCCAGGAGAGACUGAACGACUUCGAUGAGAAGAACCUGUCCAUCUUAGCCACCUGUUUGGAUCAAUUGGAGGACUCCCCCAGUGUUAAUACACUUAAGGAAGGCGUGAAACUGAUUGUCAAGACCCGCCUUCCGACCAUCAAGAACGUGUUUUCUCUCCAGACGAUGAUUUGUCUGCUCGGGAAAGAUGUCCCGCCGGACCUCAAACGGGCACUAGAGAGAAAGGCCCUCUCGAUGACGGAGCAGUUCAGCGUUACCAACGCCCAACACAUGUUCUCCACCAUGGCUUCGACGGGCUUCUACUCCAAGCCGCUGCUGUCUUUCUGCAGUACAAAGAUACUAGAGAACCUCAAUGGAGUCCCCUUCAACACGAUGUUUAGGCUUCUGCAGUCCUGCAAGGAGCUGCUCUACAGAGACGCGGACCUGCUGAACGGCAUUUCCGACCACGUCGCUUCAACGAUAGACGUUUGGACCAACAAGCAGCUGGUCCUCUUCCUCUUUUUGUACGAUCACCUCAACUUCUGUCCCACCGCUUUAAUGGAGGCCUUUUCCGAGAAAGUGAUCGCCAACCCGGAGGCCCUCACGCUAAAAAACCUCCUCUGUGUCCUCAAGGUGUACUCCUCUCUCAACUACGACCUGCAGCAUCGGAGGCAACAGUUUCUGGAUAGCCUCAGCCAGGUCCUGGACUCCUAUCUGCCCAAGAUGUCUGGCUUUGAGCUGUUGAAGGCCGUUUACUGCCUCUGUCUGCUGGGCCACUUCCCCUCUGCGCCGCUGGAGCAGCUCCUGCAGAGCGGCGCGUUGGAGCAGCUCGCAGCGUCCAAUUUCCGGGGCCGCGACCGGAUGUUUCAGACGGUGGACUUGUGCCUCCGCAUCGACCGUCCCCAGCUCCCUCGGCCCUUGAGCGUCCCCGCGUCUCUGCUGGGGGACCUCUCGCCGGGCAAUCCGUCCGUCAGCUCCCGCGUCUUGCAGUUCCUGCAGGGCGCUUUGCACGAUCAGGCUCGUGCGACGCUGCAGGAAAUGGUGGUGGUGGAGCGGUUCUACCUCGUAGACGGCGUCAUAACGAAACCUCUGACAAACCGGAGCUCUGAGACUGAAGCGAGCGCAGGAGACGGGUGUUCUCCAGCAGAGAGCAGCCAAAGAAUUGCGGCGAUUUACGUCCCGCCCUCUGGUUUUUGCUCCGGAACGUCCACUCCCCGCGGUCAUCUGGCCACGAAGAUUCGGCAUCUGAAGAUCUUGGGAUACACUCCUGUCCUGAUAACGGAGCAGGAUCUGAAGUCUGUGUCUGAAGAAAGCGCGGCAGAUUUCCUGUGGGAGCGGAUAUUUCCAGAACGCCGCGCAUCAGAUCUCAAACCUGAAGUGGAGCAGCUGGGAUCUUAAAGACUUGGAGUCCACGUUGAAAGGAGCCUUGCUUUGUAAUCAAAAAUGAACAGAUGUAUUAAACUAUUUCAGUGACUCUG
This is a messenger RNA of Mugil cephalus (flathead mullet), 2573 nucleotides long. RefSeq names its product FAST kinase domains 2 (gene fastkd2). Lineage: Eukaryota; Metazoa; Chordata; Actinopteri; Mugiliformes; Mugilidae. Gene Ontology annotation, molecular function: RNA binding. Gene Ontology annotation, cellular component: mitochondrial matrix; ribonucleoprotein granule. The transcript has 11 exons. Gene Ontology annotation, biological process: mitochondrial RNA processing; regulation of mitochondrial mRNA stability. The record is from RefSeq and is a predicted model, not a curated record. Bases 502 to 2493 code for a protein of 663 amino acids.